This is a messenger RNA of Dipodomys spectabilis (banner-tailed kangaroo rat), 2074 nucleotides long. RefSeq names its product RAN binding protein 10 (gene Ranbp10). Gene Ontology annotation, molecular function: protein binding. Bases 25 to 1887 code for a protein of 620 amino acids. Gene Ontology annotation, biological process: cytoskeleton organization; cell surface receptor signaling pathway. Gene Ontology annotation, cellular component: cytoplasm. The record is from RefSeq and is a predicted model, not a curated record. Lineage: Eukaryota; Metazoa; Chordata; Mammalia; Rodentia; Heteromyidae. The transcript has 14 exons.
GACACAAUAGCAGCUCCCACCAAGAUGGCGGCGGCGACGGCGGACCCGGGAGCAGGGAGCCCGCAGGCUGGGGACUCCUCCAGCGGGGGGGCUGGGGGCGGGCUGCCGUCCCCCGGGGAUCAGGAGCUGAGCCGGCGCCUGCAGCGCCUGUACCCCGCGGUCAACCAGCACGAGACGCCAUUGCCGCGUUCCUGGAGCCCCAAGGACAAGUACAACUACAUCGGCCUCUCUCAGGGCAACCUCCGUGUCCACUACAAAGGUCAUGGCAAAAAUCACAAAGAUGCAGCCUCAGUUCGAGCCACUCACCCCAUACCCGCUGCCUGUGGUAUUUAUUACUUUGAGGUGAAGAUCAUCAGCAAAGGAAGAGAUGGGUACAUGGGAAUAGGACUCUCAGCUCAAGGAGUCAACAUGAACAGACUUCCCGGUUGGGACAAACAUUCUUAUGGUUACCAUGGUGAUGACGGGCAUUCCUUCUGCUCCUCUGGGACUGGCCAGCCAUAUGGUCCCACAUUCACCACAGGAGAUGUGAUUGGCUGCUGUGUCAACCUCAUCAAUGGCACCUGCUUCUACACCAAGAAUGGCCACAGUCUUGGUAUAGCCUUCACAGACCUACCGGCCAACCUCUACCCCACCGUAGGCCUCCAGACACCUGGGGAGAUUGUGGAUGCCAACUUUGGGCAGCAGCCCUUCCUGUUCGACAUUGAGGACUACAUGCGGGAAUGGCGUGCUAAGGUCCAGGGCACCGUCCACGGCUUCCCUAUCAGCGCCCGGCUGGGUGAAUGGCAGGCGGUGCUGCAGAACAUGGUCUCGUCUUACCUGGUGCAUCAUGGGUAUUGUGCCACGGCCACGGCUUUUGCCCGAAUGACUGAAACCCCGAUUCAGGAAGAACAGGCGUCCAUAAAGAACAGACAAAAGAUCCAGAAGCUGGUGCUGGAAGGCCGGGUGGGUGAAGCCAUUGAGACAACCCAGCACUUCUACCCUGGGCUGCUGGAGCACAACCCUAACCUGCUCUUCAUGCUCAAGUGCCGACAAUUUGUGGAGAUGGUGAAUGGCACCGACAGUGAGGUCCGCAGCUUGAGCUCCCGAAGCCCCAAGUCCCAAGACAGCUAUCCUGGCUCCCCCAGCCUCAGCCCCCGACAUGGCCCCAGUAGUUCCCACAUGCACAACACAGGAGCAGACAGUCCCAGCUGCAGCAAUGGCGUCGCAUCCACCAAGAGCAAACAGAACCACAGUAAAUACCCCGCACCCAGCUCCUCCUCCUCGUCCUCGUCCUCCUCGUCCUCCUCCUCCCCGUCCUCCGUCAAUUACUCCGAGUCCAACUCAACAGACUCUACCAAGUCCCAGCCCCACAGCAGUACCAGUAACCAGGAGACCAGUGAUAGCGAAAUGGAGAUGGAAGCAGAACAUUAUCCCAAUGGCAUGCUGGAAACCAUGUCCACACGCAUUGUCAAUGGUGCCUACAAACAUGAGGACCUGCAGACAGAUGAGUCUAGCAUGGAUGAUGGACAUCCACGACGGCAGCUCUGUGGGGGCAACCAGGCUGCCACAGAGAGGAUCAUCCUGUUUGGCCGUGAGUUGCAAGCACUAAGUGAGCAGCUGGGCCGCGAGUAUGGCAAGAAUUUGGCCCACACAGAAAUGUUACAGGAUGCCUUCAGCCUACUGGCGUACUCAGAUCCCUGGAGCUGCCCAGUUGGCCAGCAGCUUGACCCCAUCCAGAGAGAACCUGUAUGCGCUGCUCUCAACAGCGCCAUUUUAGAGUCUCAGAACCUGCCAAAGCAGCCUCCUCUGAUGCUCGCCCUGGGCCAGGCAUCUGAAUGUCUACGGCUCAUGGCCCGAGCGGGCCUGGGAUCUUGCUCCUUUGCCAGAGUUGAUGACUACUUGCACUAGCUGACCAUACUACUGGCUGGCCCCACCUGGCCCUCCUUCGGCUCCCAGGCUGGAGCAGCCCUGCCCUCCAUAUGCACCUGGCACAGGGACCUGGAAGCCAUGGAAAGAGUCCAUUCCUCCUGCCCAGCCUGCCUGCCCAUCUUCCCUCCCUCCCUCCCUCUUUUCCUUCCUUCCUUCCUUCCUUCCU